Messenger RNA from Aspergillus welwitschiae, 612 nucleotides. RefSeq lists its product as uncharacterized. The transcript is spliced from 2 exons. The record is from RefSeq and is a predicted model, not a curated record. Lineage: Eukaryota; Fungi; Ascomycota; Eurotiomycetes; Eurotiales; Aspergillaceae. The coding region runs from base 1 to 612 and encodes 203 amino acids.
AUGUGUUUAACUCCCGACAAGAGUAAAACACCUGACUAUUCGGUCCAAUGGAAGCACAUGGAUAUCAGCAUGCUUUUCAACUUCAUAAGGCAGGAUGAAGCGGUGUUAAGGUACCAGGAUCAGCUGGAAUCGGAAAUACGUCGGAAUAGAGCAACCUACCGGCAGCUUAUCGACCAUUGUUCCGAUUUAGAAGGCAGACUCUGCGAAGUUGAGCAUAUGCGAACACGAUCAGAGUUGAAACUGAGUCAUGUCACAGAGGACAACAAGACUCUCCACCGUACCCUCGAGUUGGAACGUACAAAAAUACGGGAAAUGGCUUCACGUCUCGCAUCCCUUUCGUCGGUCAAUCAUGCCUUGCUGAGCGGAGAAAGCAAGGAUCUGGGCUCUGAUACCAAAUCUGUUGACACACAACAACUCCUGUUGGAGAAUGAGCAACAGCGUAUUAUGAUAUCUAACUUGCAUUCAAUCCUGGAAUCAAAGAAUGAUAUCAUAAAGAGCUUGCGCCAGGCAUUAUCUGAAGAAGUUAAUACCGGCAUUAAGGGUACCAUUGAACAACUUGAGGACUGUUCAGAGUCAAACAUGUCUUACUGGGGACAGAUAGAAGAAGUUUGA